AUGCCGCAUUUAGACGACAGCCAGUCUCAAUACCCAAAGACUGAGCAGCCGUACAAUCCUGCGUACAACCCUGCCAUCCCUCAGUCCUACAGCCAUGGCCUCGAUGGCAACGAGGCCCAGCCAGCAAGCAGAUAUUCCAAAUUCGACCCCCGAGGAUGGAGACGGCGCACCCAAAUCAUCGCUGGAGUGGUGCUGGUGGUUGUGAUCAUUGCUGUCAUUGUGGGCGCAUACGAAGGCUGGAAGGCGAACCGAUACCCGAGCUACUCGGCGCUCAACUACUCACUAAAAGAUACUUUUGAAGGGGAGAACUUUUUUGACAACUUUUAUUAUUGGUCGACGGCUGACCCGACUGCUGGAUUUGUCGUUUAUAUAGCAGAGUCCAACGCCAGGUGGUCAAACUUGACCUAUGCGACCAGUGAAUCGGCCUUCCUCCAAGUCGACACCAAGUAUCCUAACACGGUAGGGGGGCGCAACUCUGUCCGGAUCCAGUCGAACAACACGUACAACGACGGCUUGUUCAUCUUUGACAUUCUGCACACGCCGUUCGGCUGUGGCACAUGGCCAGCAUUGUGGCUAUCUGACUCGAGCAACUGGCCGAUGAACGGAGAGAUUGAUGUUGUUGAAGCGGUGAACAACGGAACGUGGGGAAACAGCAUGACGUUGCAUACGACCGACGACUGCAGUAUGAAAGUGAAGCGCAAGGAAACCGGCAGUGUCACUUCAUCCAAUUGCUAUAAUGGCACCAACUCGAAUGAGGGAUGCGGUGUUCAGGGCUCUACCGCGUCAUACGGGCCGGAGUUCAACAAGAACGGCGGAGGGGUUUAUGCUACUGAGCUUCGAGAUGCUGGAAUCCGCAUCUGGUGGUUCGCGCGCGACUCUAUCCCAUCCGACAUCACCAGCGGCAGCCCAGACCCUUCCACCUGGGGUGAGGCCACAGCCGACUUUCCCAGCACCGACUGCAGCAUCUCAUCACAUUUCAAAAACCAAAGUAUCAUUGCCAACAUCGACUUGUGCGGGGCGCUCGCUGGAUCCACUGCUCGUUAUACCGACCAGGCAUCGUGCCCCAGCAACUGCACCGACUACGUUGCGCAAAACCCAAGCGCGUUCCAAGAUGCCUAUUGGGAGUUUAAGAGUUUCAAGGUUUACCAAACCUCUUGA
Talaromyces rugulosus is the source of this 1158-nucleotide messenger RNA. RefSeq lists its product as uncharacterized. The transcript is spliced from 3 exons. Gene Ontology annotation, molecular function: hydrolase activity, hydrolyzing O-glycosyl compounds. Bases 1 to 1158 code for a protein of 385 amino acids. The record is from RefSeq and is a predicted model, not a curated record. Gene Ontology annotation, biological process: glucan catabolic process. Lineage: Eukaryota; Fungi; Ascomycota; Eurotiomycetes; Eurotiales; Trichocomaceae.